CUCCUUCCUCAAAACUAAAGGAUUGAUUGAGGAUCACAGUCGGUGGAAAAAAGAGCACGAACGAGAGACUAAAGGAGAUAAAGCAAAAGCAUUAUUUAAGAGACGAAGGUGUUGAAAAACGAAGCGUGAAUUUCGGGUUUUAAAAUGUAAUCCGUAUCGAAAUUAACAGAAGUGUAAAAAACUGGAUUUUUAUUUUUAUUUUGUAAGUAUCGAUACAAUAAAUAUUUUAAAUGCUAACUUUGCUGUUAAUUGACAUACUGCUACAGUUUGUAGACUGGUGUUCCAGUUCCAGCAUGGAUGGCUUUAAAUGGGACCGUGCAUAAGGAAUACAGCUUUCUUUUGAAAUAAAGGAUCAGAACCACCACCCAGAAUGGAUCCAACACCUGAAUAUUCCCUCUUCCUGGAAAGGAUCUUGGAAGAGCUAGACACAAAGCACAGCAGCAUUUCUUAUCAGGAUCUGUGUAAAUCCCUGUGUGCCAGGUUUGACUUGACUCACCUGGCCAAACUAAGGAGCCUUCUGUUUUAUACAGCUUGCUUGGACCCCAGUUUCCCUGCAACCUUGUUUAAAGAUAAGAUGAGGUGCUCAAUGGACAACCAGCAAUCCAAGAAGAUAAUGGUCGCAGCAGACAUUGUCACCAUGUUUAACUUGAUCCGAAUGAAUGACCAGGAAGCCAAGGAAAAAUUACCCCAUGCACAGCGGCCCAAAUUCCAUAAACAUCAAUCUAUCGAAUCAUGUCGGUCAGACUCUGAAAUAUGCAAAUAUUCUGACUGCGUAACGAGCAGCAAUUUGUUAGAUGCCAGGGAGCACUCAAGCUCCCGCACGUCACCAUGUCCCAAAUCAAACUGCAGCAACUCAAAGCAGUUCAUUCCAACCUCUGAUCCAAACUUCUUGCUGGGAGUUAAUAAGGAAAUUAAAUGCAGGGCUGCUUCACUUGACCAGCUUCAGAUGCUGCAUCAGUUUUCAAACAUCAGUCCUCCACCUUGUGAAAUGCAAAGCACCUACUUUCCAAUGGACAUCGACAGCGAAUCCACAGAUCAGGACUCUUUGCAUAUGAAUUUGGGGAUUAAGGAGACUUUUAUUUCAAAUGCAGAGCCUUUUACAGUACACUCCUGUGUGCAGAAGAGAACUAUAUUCAAGGAAGACUUCCACAAUCUUGCUGCAUUUACACCACAGGUCCUCACUACAGAUUCGCAGCCAAGUGAUAAAGGGGUGGGAGGGCACAACAGGAGGGAGACCCAUAAGCCAGCUACUUUUUUUAAUCACAGUUUUGAACUGCCAUAUAGCAAUCCCUACUUUGAGCCCAUAAGCUCCCCUGUACAAGAGAAAAGACGAGCAAAACAUGAAAGUUUGGAUGAUCUGCAAACAUCCACUUACUUUGGACCCACCACUGUGAUGGAAGCCCCAAACCUAAGACCAUCAACAAGGCAGAGCAAGCAAACAGCCUGGCCCGUCAAAAGUUUGAGUCUGAACACAGAAGAAGGACCCAAUUUUGAAGCAUCUUUUUUUACCGGAAAGCAGUCAGAAGACAACCAUCGUCUGAAUGUCAGCAAUGUGGAAAAGGGCCAGCAUUACCAGUGCUCCAAAGAGCAAACAGCAAUUUCUCCAUCAGGGUUUGGUAUCAAAUCCAAUGGUCAAAAAAUAAAAGAAUUGAGUUCCAAGUCUAGCGGUCCAUCUGUGGAAAAGAGAGACGGCAUGAAAAGGUUUAAAGACAAAAGUAUGAAUUGUACAUCUUCGCAGGCAGUAGAUAUAGACAACACUUCAAGUGUAGGGACACAAACCGAUCAACCUGACCAGAGAAAGAGGAAGGAGUUUUCUAACACAAAUCACAUGAAGUAUGGAGAAAGGCACACAUUCAUGAAUUCUGAGGAGGAUUCAGAAAUGGUCAGUGAUGAUAUCAGUGAUAUUUUUCGAUUCCUGGAUGACAUGAGUGUUUCUGGCUCUACUGUUAUCCAGUCAUCCCGUUACAAUAGCAAUGGGUCCCUCUCUCAAGUGACAAGAUCAGAAGGAGAUAGCUCACCUGAGCACAACAUGGUCACAAAAUACAGCAAAAAGUUUGACAAAUUAUUUUAUUCACAAGAAAGUGCAGAUGAUGAUCUGAAGGCCAGUGUGUGCAAACUGGUCCUCAGAAUAGGUGAGAUAGAGAAGAAACUUGAGACUCUUUCUGGGGUUCGAGAUGAGAUCUCUCAGGUUCUUUCCAAGCUGAAUAAGCUGGAUGAAAAGAUCCAAGAGCCAGAAACAAACAACAACCAAAUGGAACUGGACCUGGCCAGUGAAGAUCAUUCAGAUAAUAAUGUCUCACCAAGAAUCUUCCAGUGCCAUACCACUGGCCACACCAUCAAACAGGACAACAACCCAGAAUGGUGUUCAGAUGUCAAUGGGAGUAAUAGUGAAAGUUUAAGGGUUAAAGCUUUGAAAAAGAGUUUAUUUACCAGAAGGUCGUCCAGAUCCUUAACGGAGGAGAACAGUGCUACAGAGUCUAAAAUUGCGAGCAUCUCCAAUUCUCAGAGAGACUGGAGAGCUACCUCUUAUUCCAUCUCAGCCAGCGAGGAGAUGAAGGAAAAGGAAAGAGAAAGCAAGGAGCGGCACAGGAAGUCCAAAGAGACAGACAGGCAGUGCGAAAUCUCCCAGGCACACAGGUCCUCGAAGCAGCCGAAAGAUUCCUACUUGAUAGAGCAGGUCUUCAGCCCUCACCCCUUCUCCACAUCUGUCAAAUCGCACAAGAGCAACCCCCUCUACACGGAUAUGAGGCUGACAGAGAUGUCAGAGUCCAAGCGACCCCAUCCUUCGUGGACAAUCGAGGAAUACAAACGAAACUCAGGGGAGAAGGGGAAGCUAGCAGUGCUGGAUCUGCAAACUCAAGAAUCUUUAAAUCCAAACAAUUUAGAGUUCUGGAUGGAGGACAUUUACACGCCAGGCUACGAUUCAUUACUCAAGCACAAGGAGGCUGAGUUCAGGAGAGCGAAGGUUUGUAAGAUUGGAGCUCUGAUCGCAGCGGCAGUCUGUACUGUUAUCUUGGUCAUAGUGGUCCCAAUUUGCACUAUGAAAUCAUAACAUGUAAAAGUUGUUGUAUUAUAUACAGCUGAAAUGUUAUUCUUAAAACCAAUUUAACAAAAAAUAUAUAAAUAUAUGUAGCAGUGGGUUGACAAGAAAACUGUGUCAAGAUUUUUGUAAACAGUGCUCACAGAGGAUAUGUACAUUUCAUUGUCAAAUUUUGAGAAUACUUUUGAGGUUUAUUUUCUAUUAUAAUUUUUCUAUUAUAUUACUUUAGCUAAAGAAUAUCAAACGUUCGAAACAUGGUCAGGAUUUGUUCUUUAAAUCUAGUUCAUUCAUGUUUAAGUGCAGAAAACAGAAGGAUUGCAUUGUAGCAGAGAACAGAUAUGUCAGGGGACUGUCAUUAAGGCAGGGAAUAAAUCAGAAUGAUAGCACUGCUAUUGCAAUAUCUGUUGAUUGACCACUGAGUAACAGAGUCUUGUCUGUAAAGCAAUAAAAGCACUCAUGUCUAAUUUACCAGUGUGCUAAUUAUUGAUAAAUAGGACUUGUAUUAUAUAGUGUCACUAUAGUGUAUAAUUCCUAUUUAUUUCAGGCUUCAUUUGAAACAUUAAGAGAUGCCAUGUAGAGCAAUGAGGUUAGAAAUGUUUUGUCGGUAAACCAGUACUAUGUAUAAAGAAUGGAAAACACAGUUAUGCAUUGAUUAAUUGAUUUAUGAUCCAUUAAAAUAAUAAUAACCAUAAAAAAAUAAACCACAAGGUCUAUUUUAAUGAAGUAAUCUGUGGCAGAACUAAAUCCUGCCACCUCUUGAUUCUAUAUAAACCCCACAGGUGUUUUCAGGUUGAUACAUUGCCCCCACAUAAUAUCCUUGAAUAUAAUAAAAGGACAGUGCAAACGGGUCUGCAAAAGUUUGGAAGUUUUAAGCUGGUUAUAUUCAGAGCUGCGAUUGUGUAGAUUUUUGAAGAGUUGGGUACUUACCGGCUGUUGUAGAGCUAUCUCCGUUACUUAUUACUUUGUUAUCCACUUCUUGUCUGCUAACAACGUUCCUGCCCUGAUGCUCAGUAGAAUCCUACUUCCAGUCAACCAGGCAGUGAAAGUGUCACCACAUAGCUGUCCAGCCCCUUGAGUAACGUGGUAUUAAGCGCUUCAAACUCAGCCUGCCGAUAUGUAAUCUCUUCAAGGGCCUAAGAAACAAUAAUUGCUGCCAAUCUAAAACGUCCCCUUCAAUGUCAGUGUUCCGAUGACAUCUUCAUUAGCAUCUCUCUACACAGCGGUGCAUGUAGCUGAACUGACUGACCUUGGAUACAGGCAUCAAUUACUGAUUGCUUUUGAUUGUAAUAAGUUUACAAAAACCUUGUGAUCAGUCU
Messenger RNA from Polyodon spathula (Mississippi paddlefish), 4356 nucleotides. Its product is annotated as major intrinsically disordered Notch2-binding receptor 1-like. The record is from RefSeq and is a predicted model, not a curated record. Gene Ontology annotation, cellular component: plasma membrane. Bases 371 to 3052 code for a protein of 893 amino acids. The transcript is spliced from 4 exons. Lineage: Eukaryota; Metazoa; Chordata; Actinopteri; Acipenseriformes; Polyodontidae. Gene Ontology annotation, biological process: negative regulation of cell population proliferation; negative regulation of TOR signaling.